Molecule: messenger RNA, 1531 nt
Organism: Vicia villosa (hairy vetch)
Lineage: Eukaryota; Viridiplantae; Streptophyta; Magnoliopsida; Fabales; Fabaceae
Product: protein arginine N-methyltransferase PRMT10
Exons: 8
Coding region: 91-1212 (373 amino acids)
Biological process (GO): peptidyl-arginine methylation
Cellular component (GO): nucleus
Molecular function (GO): protein-arginine N-methyltransferase activity
Source: RefSeq, a predicted model, not a curated record
AUAACGGUAGAGAAGCAAAAGCCAAACCCUACCGCCAAACCAAUCCUGCCCUAAAAAAAAUUAGUUGCUCCAGAGACCAUAACAAUAACAAUGGGAACCUCUGAAAACGCCGUCAGUGGGGGCCGAGGCACCACCGUCCCCAAAGAGGUCGACUAUGCCAAUUAUUUCUGCACCUACUCCUUCCUCUACCACCAAAAAGAGAUGCUUUCUGAUCGUGUUCGCAUGGAUGCUUACUUCAAUGCCGUUUUUGAAAACAAACAUCACUUUAAGGACAAGGUUGUUUUGGAUGUGGGAGCUGGAAGUGGUAUUCUUGCUAUAUGGUCAGCACAGGCUGGUGCAAAGAAGGUCUAUGCUGUGGAAGCUACUAAGAUGUCCGAACACGCCCGCGCACUUGUCAAAGCAAAUAAUCUUGAAAAUGUAGUUGAAGUCAUUGAGGGCUCCAUGGAGGACAUUACCUUACCGGAGAAAGUUGAUGUCAUCAUAUCUGAAUGGAUGGGCUAUUUUCUUCUGCGAGAAUCUAUGUUUGAUUCUGUUAUAUGUGCUCGUGACCGCUGGCUCAAACCAACAGGAGUCAUGUAUCCCAGUCAUGCUCGCAUGUGGAUGGCACCUAUCCGGACUGGGAUAGUAGAACAAAAAUUGGAUGAUUACCAGUCAUCUAUGGGUGAUUGGCACAACUUUGUCGAUGAAACAAAAGCCUGCUAUGGUGUUGAUAUGAGCACCUUGUCAAAGCCUUUUGCAGAGGAGCAGAGGAAAUACUAUCUACAGACAUCAAUGUGGAGCAAUCUUCAUCCACAUCAAGUUAUAGGAACUGCUGGUAUAGUAAAGGAAAUUGACUGUUUGACUACCACAGUGGCGGACAUAGAGAAAGUCAGAUCAAAAUUUUCUCUAUCAAUAACUAUGGAAAAUACAAAAUUGUGUGGAUUUGGAGGGUGGUUUGAUGUACAUUUCCGGGGACGAACUGAGGAUCCAGCUGAACAUGAGAUUGAACUAACUACCGCACCUAGUGUAGAUUACUGUACACACUGGGGCCAGCAGGUUUUCCUUUUAAAUCCUCCUACACAUGUGGGUGAUGGUGAUGAGUUAAGUGUUAAUUUUCUCAUGAGUCGGUCAAAGGAAAACCAUCGUUUGAUGGAGGUUGAGCUUGGGUGUGAGAUUCAAAAGCGUUCGGGCAAGCUUGUUGCACCUUUCAAAAAUAAGUACUACAUUGAAUGAUAGUUUAGAUUCCUUUGUUCGUGCAGCUUCAAGCAGGAAGGACAAUCACGUGAUUUGUAAUCUUAUGGAACUGGAUGGCUAUUAAGGGUUGUAUAAGUUCAAUUUUGUUUUCAGAAGAAAGCUGUUCCGUUUUGACACGCGACUCUUAAGGAUAUUUUUAUGGCAUUAUUUGGUGAUAUGGUUGGAUUAAUCUCGGAUUGGUACUUGAUCCCAACACUCAAGCUAAGCUUGUAGCCCUUUUUGUGUUAUAUAUUUAUGAUAUUAUUUACUAAUGUUUGUAUUUAUUGGUUAUUUAAUUGUGGGACGUCUGAUUGUUUUA